Molecule: messenger RNA, 597 nt
Organism: Aspergillus pseudoviridinutans
Lineage: Eukaryota; Fungi; Ascomycota; Eurotiomycetes; Eurotiales; Aspergillaceae
Exons: 1
Coding region: 1-597 (198 amino acids)
Source: RefSeq, a predicted model, not a curated record
AUGGCCAUGGAUCAACUGGGUGAUAUCCGGAACUUAGUGCAGCAUCGGCUGCUUUGCUUGCUCAAACCAUCUAAUUCGCUGUUGUUGUUGCAGGACGGGAUAUUUGAGAAGAAGAACAACAAUGGUCAUCAACAAGUUGAAGAAGAUGAACAACAAGAAGGAAAGUCCCACACAGCAAUGACAAUGGCUAUGGCAAUAGAAGUCUACCGCACAUACUGGCUAGCAGCGUUCCUGUUCAGUACACACGUCACAUUCCGCAUCCCAGCCACGCGGCCAACAAGGGAGAAUCUGGUGCCCCAGUUGCAAAUGGCGAUCCGCCGGAGCAGUGAUUCUUUGGCCGAUGAGAAUGGGGAUGAGGUUAAAGGUAAGAAUGAGAUCUUGUUCUGGUGUACGAUGAUCGGGGGAAUUGCGGCGCAGGAUGGAGAGCUGGAGCGACGGUGCUGGUACGCAGGAGAAUUACGGAAGUUGUGUCACGCACUGAAUAUUCAAUCUUGGGCAAAGAUCCAGGAGCUGAUGCGGUCUUUUGCGUGGGUGGAUGUCGCGUGCGACGAGGGGGGUUAUCGGUUGUGGAUGGAGGCAUAUCCUUCUCGUCGAUAA